UGCUGGUCCGGGUGUGGCAGGGGCAUCAGCUGGAUUGUAGCUUGUUUAGGAGAUUCCCGAGGGCCCCUGGAGGUUCCCGCUGGGGCUCAGCCUCCCAGGGGCCCCCCCAGUGUGGCUUCCCACCUUGCCACCUGAGGUCCCGUUUCUCCAUCUGCCUGGUGUCUUCCCAGAUUUUGAACCUAAGCGGAUCAAUCUGUUGAUGCUUUCCGUAUACAUUGGCAGGCAUGGCACCCCAGGCGCAACAACUCCAGAUGGAAGACAUACUAUUACCCCUCAAAAAAAUUCUACAAAAAAACCAGAUGAGGAACAAAAGGAAACAACUUCAAAGGAGGGAGGCAGCCAUGACACGCCAGCCAUUCCAGGCCAGGCACAGCUCAUCAGCCACACCGCGCCAGGCACACUAUCGCAGGCGCGGUACAGCAGCCAAACCACGCCAGGCUCAGCACGGUAGUCACAGCUUGUCAACCACAUCACGCCAGUCUCAGCACACCCGGCACACCACGCCCAGCACAACACACCAGGCACAACACACCCGACACACCAAGCCAGGCAAACCGUACCAGGCACAGCAUGCCAGGCAAUCCAAGCCAGGCGAAGCACGCCAGAGACACCACACCAGGCAAACCACACCAGCCACACCACGCCAGUCACACCAUGCCAGGCACAGCACCUCAAGCUCAGCCAGCCAGAGACACCAUAGCAGGCCCAGCACUUCAACCACAGCACACCAGGCACAUCAAGCCAGGCACAGCAUGCCAGGCUUGCCACACAAGGCACAGGACACCAAACACAACACACCAGGCACAACACACAAGCCACAGCAUGCCAGGCGCAGAAUGCCAGGCUCGCCACACAAGGCACAGGACACCAAACAGGACACACCAGGCACAACACACCAGCCACAGCACACCCGGCACCACUCAACAGGCACAGCGCAGCUGGCACGGCGUACCAGACACAGCCAGCCAAGUCCACGCUGCGUCUACACUUGCUUUAAGGUAGUAGCAAUCUGCUCUGCUUGGGAAAAGCCUUUCUGAAGGUUAUAAUUCUAUCUUCGCUGCCUGCAAGCUCGAGCCUUUGUUAAUUGAGGAUCUACUAUAUGCAAAGGUCCGGGGUGCAAGAAUCCUUGCCAGUUCUGCUCCAGAUGGAACAGAUACCAAUACUUUAAAAAAACAAAAACAAAAGCAACACUUCAAAGCAUAGAAGCGGACCCAAUCCUGGAUCUUCUAAGAUGGCAGAUCUGAAAGAGACGGUUGAGUGAAAGACCUGGAGGCUGAGGUGAGAAGGAUUUGUCCAGAUCCGACCUCCAGAUACAUAGACCCUGCAGAAGGUCCCUCAGCAGGCAGCAGGGGCCCCAACCCUGGCUUGCUUCUUCUCCAGCUUGGCAAAACCCAACCCUGUUGGCUUCGGUGACCUUUCCUGGAUCGCUGGCGGAGUGAGGACAAGCAAGGCUACUGUGUGAAGCCUACUGAAGACCUUGAGGGAGCCACAGUAAACAUUGCAACUGUGUUUGAUGAAGAACUUGGCUUUGGGUCCCGCUAGCAGGAAGAACUCAAACUGGCUUGGCAAGGGCCAGGCAAGCCUGAGGCCAUAGCUUGGCUGCAGGGCCUGGGAAGGAACUGUGAGACUGUGCACUCAAAAGAAACCUGGAGCCUUCUCUCCCAAAGCAGCUACCCACCUUCUUUGUAUCUCUANGCUCCUGCUUGGCUGGAGGUCAUCCUGACGACAGCACACUGGCAUUCCUUAAGAAGAGGAGAAACUUUAAGUAAUCUUUUGGCACGGGGCACACUGGAACCUGCCUCUAAUACCAGAU
This is a messenger RNA of Mus caroli (Ryukyu mouse), 1813 nucleotides long. Lineage: Eukaryota; Metazoa; Chordata; Mammalia; Rodentia; Muridae. The record is from RefSeq and is a predicted model, not a curated record.